AAUUCCUCUAGGUUUAGCAUUCUUCAUCUGCUAGAUGAAUGUUGCAUUAAGGUCUGUUCGUGUUGUUGGGAAAUAUAGUAAAGCCUCAAAGAUUUACCUUUCUUCUCUUAGAGCUAUGUCUGACGAGGUUUCAAAAGCAAAGGAUGCCAAGCCAGGAGGUGAUACAAUAUUUGGAAAGAUAAUUCGGAAGGAAAUUCCUUCUGAUAUACUCUUUGAAGAUGAUAGCUGUUUAGCAUUUCGUGAUGUUAAUCCACAAGCACCUGUUCACUUCCUUGUGAUCCCAAAGAAACCUAUAACAAUGUUAAGCAAAGCUGAAGAUGCUGAUGCUCCUUUAUUGGGACAUCUUUUGAAUGUUGCAAGAAAAUGUGCUGAUCAAGAAAAGUUGGAAGAGGGAUAUCGUGUUGUUAUCAAUAAUGGGGUACAUGGUGCUCAGUCCGUGUAUCAUGUACAUGUUCAUGUUCUGGGAGGACGACAGUUGUCAUGGCCUCCUGGUUAAUAAUGAAAAUACUGGUUGAUUCUUUUAACUGUAUGCAUUAAGUUUGCACUUUGCAUUCAUAGGGAUUUCAAGUAGAUCUAUAUUUUAAUAAAUGUUUCAUCUAUAUCUUCGGAUAAUUUUCUUUUAAGGAAAAAAUGUUUCUAGAUCUUUUUUUGCUUAAUUUAUUGUCUUAUAUUAUCAUUAUCAAGUUCAUUACCUUGAGACAUAG
This is a messenger RNA of Bolinopsis microptera, 704 nucleotides long. Its product is annotated as adenosine 5'-monophosphoramidase HINT1-like. Gene Ontology annotation, molecular function: hydrolase activity. The record is from RefSeq and is a predicted model, not a curated record. Gene Ontology annotation, cellular component: cytoplasm. The transcript has 3 exons. NCBI's taxonomy places the organism in Eukaryota, Metazoa, Ctenophora, Tentaculata, Lobata, Bolinopsidae. The coding region runs from base 35 to 496 and encodes 153 amino acids.